GGCAGUCAGACGCCUGCAAUGUGACAACAGAGGCAGCGGAGAAGGAGAUUGGACUGAGAGCAAAGACUCCUGUGUUAACCAGCCUCCACUCCCCUCCACUAACCCCCCUCCUCCUCCUCCUCCUCCUCCUCCUCCUCCUCCUCUGCUUGCAUGUGCAUCAAUAUCACGACGGCGUCUCAGAGGACGGUUCCCCGCGUUGAGUUUUCAUCUCCGGGUGAAGGAGGAGAAACGCGCAAGUUGGUCGUUGGACUUUCUGCAGUUGAAGGUCUCUGUCGCUCUUCGCGCCCUUCCCGCCAUGGAGCCGCUGUCGUCCCCUCUCCACCGCGGCGGAGGCCACGUUUCGCGUGACGGGGAGGAGCUGGAGCGCAAGGGGUCCCGCCGCAAGAGGGAGUUCAUACCGGAGGAGAAGAAGGACGCCCAGUACUGGGAGAAACGCCACAAGAACAACGAGGCGGCCAAGCGCUCGCGGGAGAAGAGGCGGCUGAACGACCACGUGCUGGAGAGUCACCUCAUGGCCCUGAAAGAGGAGAACGGCAGGCUCGGCGCCGAGUUGAUGGCCAUCAAGCUGCACUUCGGCCUGGUCCACCCGGCGGCCUACGGCGCCCACCUGGGCGGCCAGCUGCACGCCCACGGCGGCCCCCAGCCCGCCACCGCCCAGUACCACCAGUCCCUGCAGAGGGACUACUACCGGGGGGCCAGGGACUCUUCGGUGGUGGCGAGACCUCAACCUCCUCCCCCGGUCUUCAUCCCGGCGUACGCCCUCCACGCCAUGCGAGGCUACUCCUAUUUGAACGCGUCGGGCGGCGCCGGGCCCGGUCUCCUCGCUCCGCUCAUGCUGCCCCACAAUCGGCCCACCUACUCGUCCCUGCCGGGGGCCGCCCCGCUGAAGCCCGUCCCCACCAGAGCCGCCUCGGACGAGGAGGAGGAGCAGCAGGUGCCGGGCCUGUCGUCCCCGUCCUUUCCGGCGCCGCAUCGCAGGAUGCCCUCGAGGGGACACGCGAUCUACUCCCCGCCGAGACAGUACAUGUCCAACUGACCGAACGGUGUGUGUGUGUGUGUGUGUCCACGAGCUGGUCGGCUGAAGAACAAAAAAAACACAAUGUGCUGGUUGAUCCAGCCCGGCGGGAGGCGGAGCGAGAUGUUUCGGCACCACCUUUUGGGUGGGGGGGAGGGGCGCCGCGUCACUGCUCCAGCCUGUCAAAGACUUUUCUGUCUUUUAGAUCUUUUAGAUCAGAAGUCCCAGAGAAGAAGAGAACUGUAAUUUUGCAAAACGAACAAGAUGAAAAUGCACUCAACGAUGUAAAUUAAAAAAGUUUUUAAAAAAAGAAAAGAAAAAAAAGGGCUUCAUGAGAUUCCGUUGAAGUUCUCAGCUCUCAUUUGGGCGUGGUUCUACGUCAAGGGACUUGGUGCUAAUGUGAAACCAUCUUUUGCUGGAAUAGAUUAGAAUAAUACGUAUUAUUACCCUCGGUUAACAUUGAAAAAUGCUAAAUGUAAUUUUCAAAAACGGGUUGGAAUAGGGGCCACGUUGUGUCAUUAAAAGGUAUGUAUAAAAGCAAAGUAAGGAGAGAAGUCCUCUCUUCAUUCCCCAGUAUUUAGACCCCCGUGUCGCCUGCUUGGUGCGUCUUCACACGGACGCCAACUUCUACAAAAGGCCUCGACCACAAACAACAGGAAUUGCAGUCCACGACCCAGAGACCAAAAGUGAAACUAAUGCAUGCGGUGCCAGGACGGCAGCUGACUGCUUCUUCUUCCUCGUACUCGUCCUCUUCCUCAUCUGUUGCGUCUUUCGGUGUCCGUCUCGAACAGCCCGCCGGCUACAGCAGGUUUCCGAGUGUUUUACGAACAGCCCGCCGGCUCAAAGACACACAAAGAAAACUCUAAAAACAAAACGCGGUAUUUUGUUUUUCGGGCCGGGCCUUCAAUUGGCUUAUGGGGCUGUUGGUGGAAAGUAGUGGAAAGCACCCUGAGGCGGCUUCGUGACACUGGAGAAGUGAGUUGGAAUAUUUAUCUAAAAAAAAUCAAGCAUUCAGUACUCGACUUGGCCUUCUCUUUCCAAAUGAUCCUUUUGAAACGGUAAAUGUCUCAUGCUCCCUGACACCAUGUCUUAUACCUGAUCUAAUCCCGAUUAUUUCCAUCUACGUUUCAAUCCCUUUGACAUUUGUCGAAUUAAUUUAACAUGGUAACGUGUCGCCUUUCAAGGGACUCAAAUACAGAUCAAAAAUCAAGAUUUUCUCAACAUCCAUUUCCCCUCCUCCUCCAUUAUGUCUCAAUGAAACCCAGCGUUAAAACAUGAUAAUAUUGUUAAAAUAAAGAACACCUCUUGGCUAAGGAUUGCAGUGGAUGACAAGUUGGACACUAGUUGAACAAUGUCCUUAAAAAAGACACAGGCUCCUCGAUUGUUUGUGCAAACAAUUGAUUAUCACUUCCUUCCUCAUGUAACCUUAAAAUAAUUAACCAGAAAAAUGUGACGAAACUCAAUGAUGCACAAAUAACAGUCGAGUGCAACAAGUAAACACACCUGCAUUGAGUAACAGUGUAACACCAUUGAGGACUUUUUGUUGUUGUUUUAAGCAUUUGUUGACAUGCGGUGCGUCGUGGUACUCACCUGUCCG
This is a messenger RNA of Pungitius pungitius (ninespine stickleback), 2612 nucleotides long. It is a transcript of the gene nfil3-4, whose product is annotated as nuclear factor, interleukin 3 regulated, member 4. The record is from RefSeq and is a predicted model, not a curated record. Gene Ontology annotation, molecular function: DNA binding; DNA-binding transcription factor activity. The coding region runs from base 296 to 1036 and encodes 246 amino acids. Gene Ontology annotation, biological process: regulation of DNA-templated transcription; circadian rhythm. The transcript has 2 exons. Lineage: Eukaryota; Metazoa; Chordata; Actinopteri; Perciformes; Gasterosteidae. Gene Ontology annotation, cellular component: nucleus.